Molecule: messenger RNA, 1132 nt
Organism: Teleopsis dalmanni
Lineage: Eukaryota; Metazoa; Arthropoda; Insecta; Diptera; Diopsidae
Exons: 6
Coding region: 1-852 (283 amino acids)
Source: RefSeq, a predicted model, not a curated record
AUGUAUUGGUGUUCGCAUUUCUACGACGCUUUAAAAUAUGCAAUCGAAGGCAAACGUGGAUAUUUGGAAGGAUUAGCUGCACACUACAGCAAACAAAUAAAUAUGCCAUAUGAAGAUGUGCUGGAUUCAAUAGAGGAAGUUCGGGUAUCGAAAUGGAAGGAACGUCAUAUGCGCAUUUCAACCGGACAUACGUUAAGCAGACGAAGUGGUGGUGGUGGAGGUGGUGGUGGUGGUGUUGGUGGCAGUGUUGGAGUUGGAGUUGGUUUGAGUGGAGGUGUUGGCAUUAUUGGCGGAAAUAUUGUAAAUCAAUCAAUUUUACCAACCAGUCAUAGUCAACCGCUGUAUGUGCCUGGAAAAUAUUUGCCUUCGAGUUGCCUUUCGAAUCGUGAAGAAAAUGAAAUCUACAGCUACACCCAAAAUGAUUUGGCAACACGCAUGGCUAGAACGGGUAUUGAUUCGAAAUCGGCUGUAAAUCUAAAUGGCAUGCAACAUAGCUAUCCAGGCGCCAGAACGAAUUUCUUUUAUGAUUUUUCCGCAACAGAGGGUCGCAAUAAAAAUAAGAGACGCACGGUAUUUGCACGUUUCCUGAAUGGUCUGCGUCAGAAUGGUGAUGAAUUCGGUCCAACGGAAGGAAUGCAAUUAAAAACCUCUGAAAAAUUGAAGAGUUGUGGUACAAUGAAACGCGUGGAGCCGCAUCAAAAUUUUGAAGAGACAAUACAACGCUUGAAAACACAGAAGGCAGCACGUAAAAAAGCAGUCACACAUGAUAAAGGCAUACAUGAUCGCAACAAGGAUGUUUCACACACGAUGGUUGCCGAAAUGCCGCUGAACAAUUACACAAAGCAUCCUUAGGAGUUAACCAAUAUAAAGGACAAUCCAAAUGGCGAAGAUGAAAAUGAAAAAUAUAAAGCAGAAGAAAAACUUUCCACUCAAACUGACACAGAAGAGUUCCAACAGCAAAAAUUACUGCAAUUGGAACAAAAAACUGAGGCAAUUCAAGUUAAUGCAGAACAACAAAACAUGGAACAAGCAUCAAAACUAUAAUUUUAACAAACAAAACAAAAAAAACAAUUACACAAAUGCAAUAAACAAAAUAUAUAUUAAUAAUAUAUAAAAGAUGAAAGAUUAUGUA